This is a messenger RNA of Pangasianodon hypophthalmus (striped catfish), 4196 nucleotides long. Its product is annotated as NXPE family member 3. The transcript is spliced from 7 exons. Lineage: Eukaryota; Metazoa; Chordata; Actinopteri; Siluriformes; Pangasiidae. The record is from RefSeq and is a predicted model, not a curated record. The coding region runs from base 2035 to 3678 and encodes 547 amino acids.
UUCUGCAGCUUGGAAAGCGGGAAAAGGAAGGACUUUGAAAGCGAAGGACUUUGAUUUUUUUUUUUUUGCCUGAGAGUAGAACAGUCUGGAGAGUUAGGGAGUUAAACUGCACAACUGCUGCGUCAGUGUCACCAUGUGAGAACGGAAGCUGUUUCUGCUGCCUGCAUUUUUUUCGCCAUUGAGGAAACCAUGGCAUUUGAUUCUCCGCUCGUUCUUAGAAUUACAGCAUUGAUGUCAAGUGUGAUUGUGUCCUCUGAGGUCUGUGUGUGUACCUGAGCAAAGAUCCAGACAAUCUGGACACAGAGAACUGCCAGAAGGAGAUAUCAGAGGCAGUCACUGGAAUGUUCUUACUGAAACACUGAAGGCACAACCACUCAAAUCCAAGCUAUUUUGUGAGUGAAGCCAUUGAAGACAUGCUUUUAAAACACUGAGGCACUUUUUUGGAAAGACUCUUUUGUUCUCACAUGUGUUCAAGUGAGUCAUGUGGUGAGUAAAAGUUCAUCAGAUUCAAAACUGCAAGCCAAAAAUACUCAAACAGGUCUGAAGGAGUCACAUGUGACAGACUCUUGAAACAUAAGAUUAAACAGGUGAAAUCAGACGUGACUCCUGCUGGGUUGGAAUGAAAACCUGUACACACACCGGCCCAUUGUGGAUAAUACACACACACACACACACACACACACAAACACAGCUCUGAUGCAGCAUAGUAUAAUGUAGUAUAAUUGAUUCAAACUGGAACAAAAAAAAGGGCAUGCCGCACCUACGAGAAACGUCACCCAGCUCUCCUUCUCAGGAAGAAAGGCAAUUACGCUGUCUUGGAUUCCUGCCACUGAAAGAAGUGGCUUCAUCAGUAUUACUCCUGACCGCUCGACAGAAGGGCAAACGCUUUUAUGUUGCCCCACUCGGGAGCCAAUCACUUUCAUUGUUUUAACUUUCUUUCCAUUUUAAAAGUUAAAAAGUACCUCUUCCUUUUCAUAGUUGAGAACCAUGUGGCACUUUUUUCCUUGCCUAAAUAACACAAACUCAGUCAAGAAUUUUCAGCAGCAUAGGAUAUUGACACAUCCCUUUCCGAGUAUGUAAGAUCAUAAAAUGUCUUAAAUAUGUUGCUUUUAACUAUUUUUAAAGCUUACUUUAAAAAUAGCUUACUAUUUAAGGCUUAAAGAUUUAAUGAUUUAAAAGUCAUUGUUUGACAAGCAGUAAUAUCUUCUAGAUUUAAACUUUUUUGGUUCCAUGUUUUAUAUUUUCUUUGUUUCUACGUUUCUAUUAUUUUCUACAUUCAUAGGUACCUAGUGCCGAGUCUUGUAAUUUUUCAUGCCAUUUUUUCCCCAAUUGUUUUUGGAAGAGUAGAUGAGAAGAAAAUGCGAAAGUGCAAAAUUAGUGAAAAUUUGUUUGAGGAUGAAAAAUACAGGGAUGAGUUGGCACCAACAAGCAACUGUUUUGAAGUUAGAUGUAAAAUGUUUUGAAAGACAUUGCAAUUAGACACAAUGGGGAUUAAGGCACUCUAUUCUCAGUUAAAAUCUGAGAAGCACCAGUAGACAGUUAAGCAGUAGAACACCCAAAAAAAAACCUACAUAGACACAGGGUGAACACUCAGACUCUGCACAGACAGUAACCUGAGCUCAGAUCAAACCGGGGACGCUGGAGCUGUGAGGCUGCAACUCUACCUGCUGUGCCACUGUGUAUUCAUAGAUGUAUAAUUUGUUUAUUAAUGUACUUUAUCAUAGAUAUUUUGUUUCAUAUACUGAACUUUUAUAUGCAAAGCACUUUGAGAUUUUGGAGUCAAAAUGAACAGAUGAUUGAUACAUUAAGAAGAAGAAGAUAUUUAUGUACUUAUGGGGCAAACAAAUGGAAAUAGAAUGAGUACUGAUUUUCCCUGCCAAAUUCCUAAUCAAAUUAUGCCUAUAACUGUAACUACGUCUGCAAUAUUCCUGUGUGUUUCAUGUCAUUUUCUCACUGUCAGGUUGUUCAAAUUGUCCUUAUCGAGAUUUGCUGAUGGCUAACUGGCACUGUAUGUUGUGAUAGUGGCACCAAGUCAUGGACGGACACAUACCCAGAUUGACACUUAUCUUUAUUCUGUUGGCACUAUCAGGAUUUAUACUGCUCAUUAGCAACAUCACAUCUCUGGAGAGCAGCAUCCACUCAUCCUUUAAGCCUCCUGAAAUCUUGUGGCCGCUGGAGGUAAACCACACUUACUGUGCACACUUUGGCCAGGAGCCCACGGCAGAAGAGGCCAACGAAGAGAGAUAUCUGCUCAAUUCCAUUGCAUGGCCAGGUCCCCUGGUGCAAGGCCUGCCUGUGGAGUUCAGCAGCGACCCUGCCAAGAGCUACUUUGUGAUUCAGGGCCCAGCAGAGCAAUACAUAGGUGGUCAGCUUGUGGUUCAUGUUCACGUGCAAAACUUCUUGGGCCUACCUAAGAAGCAUGGUGGAGAUUUCCUGAUAGCCCGGCUGCAUUCACCCGAGCUGGGUGCCGGUGUUGCAGGGAAGGUGCACGACCAUCAUAAUGGCAACUAUACAGUGUUGUUCCCACUGCUGUGGACUGGUGAAGCAUGGGUUGAAAUCACCAUGGUGCACCCAAGUGAGGCAGUGGUGGUACUUAAGAGAUUGCAGGAGGAGCAACCCGACAGAGGGUUUUUUAAGAGUCUGUUCCGCUCUGGCGCCAUCUCAGAGACCACCGUGUGCAACCUGUGUCUGCCACUCAAUAAGAAACCACUCUGCAACUACACUGACCCUUUAACUGGAGAGCCCUGGUACUGCUACAAGCCUGAAAUGCUAGGCUGUGACACACGAGUUACACAUUGUAAAGGGGGCAUAAAGCCAAACCUCAUAACAAAAUAUGAAGAACAGUUCUUCCAGAGUGGUGUAAAUCUCAAAGUUCCUAUACAUGCAACAGGGAUGGGCAGUGUGACUGUAUUACCUGCAGAAGAAGGACAAACCCAAGUGAAAAAUAAUUACACUGCUGCUGGAUAUUACUAUAACAAUUCCUGGAGACCUUUGAACGCCAUGGAUAUGCACGAGUUUAAUGACUCAUCAGUCAUAACACAUUGUCUUAGAGGGAAGCUUCUAUACAUGUUUGGAGAUUCAACUAUACGGCAGUGGUUUGAGUACCUCACUGCUUUUGUUCCUAACCUGAAAAAGAUAAAUCUCUACAGUCGUACGAUAUCAGGGCAAUUCGUGGCUGUGGACAGCAAGAACAACAUUAUGGUCAGCUACCGCUGCCAUGGGCCACCCAUCCAUUUUCCUACAGUGUUCUCUUCUGAGCUGCGCUAUGUAUCAAAUGAGCUGGACAGGAUUGAGGGUGGGCCAAACACUGUGGUUCUUGUGAGUGUGGGGUCACACUUUAACACCUUCCCUGUUGAGGUAUAUAUACGGCGCCUCUGGCACAUCCGCAGGGCCGUGGUGAGGCUACUGAACCGUGAGCCAGCUACUUUAGUGGUGGUCCGCACUGUCAACAUGAGGAAACUGAACUUACAGAUCAGCCUGUCAAACAGUGACUGGUUCUCUCUGCAGCAGGAUGCUGUACUGCGUGCUAUGUUCCAAGGACUUAACAUACAAAUGCUGGAUGCCUGGGAGAUGACGCUGGCCCACCACUUACCCCAUGACCUACAUCCACCCCUCCCCAUCAUCAAAAAUAUGAUCGAUCUGAUCCUCUCCCGUAUCUGCCGGGUUGGAAAAACAUAGAAGUGUUUAAAAAGCUUGUGCAACAGACGCUUCAUUGUAUAUAAUUUCCACAGCAAUAUAUGAACAUUUCAUCCACUUUUGAAGGUAUAUUGGAGAUUAAGCACAGUUAACAUUAUACAGUUUAAUGACAUGUUUGGUAAUUUGGGGCACAUGUUUUCAUUGGAUAAGGUUUUUACUUACCAUUCACAAUUACAUGUUUAAAACAUUAUUUAUUUGUAGCAUACUUAAUAAUGGCAUCAAUGGCAUCAAUGGCAUCAAUAUGGGCAGUGGUAGCUGAACAGUUAAGGCUCUGGGUUACUGAUCAGAAGGUCGGGGGUUCAAGCCCCAGCACUGUCAAGGUGCUGCUGUUGGGCACUUGAGCAAGGCCCUUAACCACAUCUGCUCCAGGGGAGCCAUAUCAUGGCUGACCCUGCGCUCUGACCCCAGCUUCCAAGCAAACUGGGAUAUGCGAAAAACUGUAUUUCACUGGCUCUGUACUCGUACUCUGCACAAUGACAAUAAAGUUGAAUCUAAUCUAA